GGGGAGGUCAGGGGGCGGAGCAUGGAAAGAUGGCGGCGAAUCUAGCUAAGAGUCGGGUCUGGUGUGGAAUACAGAAAUGUGGGCUCCCGAGAUACAGGAAGUACAGCAGCUGCGGCAGCACCUACCCCAGCAUCCCCCUCUCCACCCCUUUACCCAAGCUCCCCAAGCCCAUCUUUGCCAAAGUCGACGGGCAGGAGAAGUUCGAAACAAAAGUUACCACCCUGGAGAAUGGGCUACGGGUGGCAUCGCAGAAUAAAUUUGGGCAGUUCUGUACGGUUGGAAUCCUUAUCAACUCUGGAUCCAGGCACGAGACUAAAUACCUCAGUGGAAUCUCACACUUUCUGGAAAAACUGGCCUUUUCAUCCACAGCCCAGUUUGGCAGCAAAGAUGAGAUUCUCCUCACGCUGGAGAAACACGGAGGCAUUUGCGACUGCCAGACCUCAAGGGACACCACCAUGUACGCCGUGUCUGCAGACUCCAAGGGCUUGGAUACUGUAGUCAGUCUGUUGUCUGAGGUGGUUCUGCAGCCCAGGCUCACUGAGGAAGAGAUUGAGAUGACCCGCAUGGCUAUACGAUUCGAACUGGAGGAUCUGAACAUGAGACCAGACCCAGAACCUCUGCUGACAGAAAUGAUACAUGCAGCUGCAUACCGAGGGAAUACAGUUGGGCUGCCCAGGUUUUGCCCCGUGGAGAACAUCGACAAGAUCAGCCAAAAAACCCUCCACAAUUACCUGCACAACUACUACACCCCCGACAGAAUGGUGCUGGCCGGCGUAGGCAUAGAACAUGAGCAUCUAGUGGAAUGCGCCAAGAAAUACCUGCUGGGGGUCGCACCUGUCUGGUCAUCGGGGAAGCCGAAGAUUAUUGAUAGAUCAAUUUCCCAGUACACAGGGGGGAUCGUCAAGGUGGAAAAGGACAUGUCGGACGUCAGUCUUGGCCCCACUCCCAUCCCAGAACUCACCCAUAUAAUGAUUGGCCUGGAAAGCUGUUCCUUUUUGGAAGACGACUUCAUCCCUUUUGCUGUUUUGAAUAUGAUGAUGGGGGGCGGCGGCUCAUUCUCCGCAGGAGGCCCCGGAAAAGGAAUGUUCACAAGGCUGUACCUCAAUGUGCUUAACAGGCACCACUGGAUGUACAAUGCUACCUCCUACCAUCACAGCUACGAAGACACGGGACUGCUGUGCAUCCAUGCUAGCGCCGAUCCUCGCCAGGUCAGGGACAUGGUGGAAAUUAUCACUCGGGAAUUCACUUUAAUGGCCGGAUCCGUCGGGGAGGUGGAAUUAAAUCGAGCCAGGACCCAGCUGAAAUCUAUGCUCAUGAUGAACCUGGAAUCUCGGCCUGUAAUCUUCGAGGACGUUGGCAGACAAGUGCUGGCGACCGGUACAAGGAAGCUUCCCCACGAGUUGUGUAAUCUGAUCAACAAUGUGAAAGCCAGUGACAUCAAGCGCGUUGCCACUAAGAUGCUACGGAACAAGCCCGCCGUGGCUGCCCUGGGAGACCUGACUGAGCUGCCGGAUUAUGAACACAUUCAAGCUGCCCUGUCGAGUAAAGAUGGACGCUUGCCCCGCUCAUACCGCCUGUUUCGAUAAUAUGGUUCCCCCCCCUUGCUCCUACUAAUUUAUACAACAGACUGAACUUUUAUACAAAGGCGGGACACAUUUUGGUAGUUAUUGGUCUCUUAUUUGGGAUACUAGUUCAGGACUUAAGUUGGUGUUUAGUGUUCACAUACUCACAGUAUCAAGACCUCUUCUGCCCUCUCAACUGGACAUAGAAUCCCCUUUAAGCAGAACCCUUUAACCUCUGUUCUAAUGAGUUAAUGCCCUGAGGCUGGAUUGCAGGUGCACAAUGGCUUGGCUUUGGAUUUACCAUGUUUUAUUUAGGUUUAUUUAGCUAAAGCGUUAAGCAGCUCACCCGUCUCAUCCCAAUUCCAAGACAUUGUAUUGCUUGUAUGUGUCACAAGGUAAAUCUGAAUCAGUAAAGGCAUAACUCCAGGAUAUGAGGGAUCCCAGUACCCAUAAUUAUGUGAGUGUGAAAUGAUAUGAUUUACUUGUUACAGGACCCACUUUCCUUCUCAUCUUCCUGUAGGUUUAGAAGAUCUUAAGUAUGUUACACUUAAAGGGCUGUUUUACAAUUACAACUCCCAGCCGCCCUCCACCAGGUCAGCAAAAGUAGAAAAGAUGGCAAUAGCAGUGGUGCAGUAUGAAGUGCAGACCCAGGUUUAAUGAGAAGCAACUCAGCAACUGUUAUUGUAAAGACAAUCUUACCUCCUCAAUAAACAUGUACGUUUCAAUAUGAAA
Molecule: messenger RNA, 2294 nt
Organism: Xenopus laevis (African clawed frog)
Lineage: Eukaryota; Metazoa; Chordata; Amphibia; Anura; Pipidae
Gene: pmpca.S
Product: peptidase (mitochondrial processing) alpha S homeolog
Biological process (GO): proteolysis; protein maturation
Cellular component (GO): mitochondrion; mitochondrial matrix; mitochondrial inner membrane
Molecular function (GO): metal ion binding; metalloendopeptidase activity
Source: RefSeq, marked provisional